CGGUGGAGGAGCGCGGAGCCUCAACAGGCUCACCCCGUGACCUUCGGGGGCCGGUGCGGGGGGCGCCUGGACUCCGAUGAGCCGCGGCCGGUUCGGGGGGCUCCUGGACGCGAGUCCCCGGACCGUCGCUGACCGGGACAUUACCGCGAAGCUCCUGGCUCCCCCAGGUCAGAGAGACCCUCUGGCAGAAGCUGCCUCCCAUAGAACCAGAGAUGGCAUCUGUGGACUUCAAGACCUAUGUGGAUCAGGCCUGUAGAGCUGCUGAGGAGUUUGUCAAUGUCUACUAUACUACCAUGGAUAAGCGGCGGCGGCUGCUAUCCCGUCUAUACAUGGGCACAGCCACCCUGGUAUGGAAUGGAAAUGCCGUGUCAGGACAAGAAUCCUUGAGCGAGUUUUUUGAAAUGUUGCCUUCCAGUGAGUUCCAAAUCAACGUGGUGGACUGCCAGCCUGUUCAUGAUGAAGCCACACCGAGCCAGACCACAGUCCUUGUCGUGAUCUGUGGGACAGUGAAGUUUGAAGGCAACAAACAGCGGGACUUCAACCAGAACUUCAUCCUGACUGCUCAAGCCUCACCCAGCAACACAGUGUGGAAGAUAGCAAGUGACUGCUUCCGGUUUCAGGACUGGGCCAGCUAGGCGGGCCGGAAAGGCCUCUUGACUUCAGUACCAGCUCUGCAGAGAAACUCAGUCUCAAAUCUCAGGAUAUGGGGGACACAUUUCUGUCUGCAGCGAUGCUGCAGUCCACACUGUGUUGAGGCUGAACUCACAUGCGUUUGAGUCCUAGGAGCCCCCUUCCUGAGAACAUACUUGUUUGUCAUAGUUGCCUUUUAAAAGUAGUUAACUUUUCUAUUUUUCUACUUGCUCAGUAGAGACCUUGAUUCU
Molecule: messenger RNA, 881 nt
Organism: Castor canadensis (American beaver)
Lineage: Eukaryota; Metazoa; Chordata; Mammalia; Rodentia; Castoridae
Gene: Nxt1
Product: nuclear transport factor 2 like export factor 1
Biological process (GO): nucleocytoplasmic transport
Source: RefSeq, a predicted model, not a curated record